CAAAAUAUAAAAAUAAUGGUGUUUAUAUGUAUAGGUGUUGAGUCAUUUGACAUUGAUAUGAAGGAGCAGAAGGUGACAGUGAAGGGAAAUGUACAACCAGAUGAAGUUCUGCAAGCUGUUUCCAAAACUGGAAAGAAGACUGCAUUCUGGGUGGAUGAAGCACCACCUGAAAACAAACCUUCAGAAACUGCACCUGUUGCAUCCUCAGCUGAAAAUGAUACCAAACCUUCAGAAACUGCACCUGUUGCAUCCUCGGCUGAAAAUGAUACCAAACCUUCAGAACCUGCACCUGUUGCCUCAGCUGAGACUGAAAACAAGCCUUCAGAAACUGCUGCUAUAGAAACUGUUGCCUAAGGCCUUUGUCCUUCUAGUUUUCUAUGUGAAAGUAGGUCUGUUUUCAAAUGCUACUUUUCAUGCUUUCUGCUAUAUCAGCUGUUAUAUUUUGUGUGAUGUUACUGAUAUAUAAUCUGCAAUAACUCUUGGCCUGUGUUUCACAUAUCAGAUACUUUUCAACCAUCUUAUAACUAAGGAUUUCAACUUGUAUUUC
Messenger RNA from Vigna unguiculata (cowpea), 547 nucleotides. RefSeq lists its product as uncharacterized. The record is from RefSeq and is a predicted model, not a curated record. NCBI's taxonomy places the organism in Eukaryota, Viridiplantae, Streptophyta, Magnoliopsida, Fabales, Fabaceae. Gene Ontology annotation, molecular function: metal ion binding.